AUGUCUCUGUUGACAGCACCUUUCUUGGUCGCCGAGGUUCGAGGCUAUGCCAAACUCUACGAUACUUUCGAUGAGGAACCUUUUCCAUACUACAGUAUCCUGCAAUUCCCAUUGUUCAUCGCAUUCACCGAUUUCUUCAUCUAUUGGAUCCACCGCGGCUUGCAUCAUCCUUCCGUUUACAAGACUUUGCACAAGCCUCACCAUAAGUGGAUCAUGCCUAGCCCUUUCGCCUCCCACGCUUUCCACCCGGUCGAUGGCUGGUCUCAGAGUGUUCCCUACCACGUAUUUCCUUUCAUCUUUCCAUUGCAGAAGGGCGCCUAUGUUGUCCUGUUUGGUUUCAUCAACAUCUGGACAGUCAUGAUACACGACGGCGAAUACGUCGCCAAUAGUCCGGUGAUCAACGGAGCGGCCUGCCACACGAUGCAUCACCUUUACUUCAACUACAACUAUGGUCAAUUUACCACUUUGUGGGAUCGCAUGGGUGGCAGCUACCGGAAGCCGAACGAGGAGCUUUUCCGACGUGAGACAAAGAUGGGUGAGGAAGAGUGGAAGCGACAGACUAAGGAAAUGGAAACAAUCCUCAAAGACGUCGAAGGAGAUGAUGAUCGCAAGUACCUUGCUGAAGAGGCUAGCAAGAAAAACCUGUGA
Molecule: messenger RNA, 648 nt
Organism: Aspergillus mulundensis
Lineage: Eukaryota; Fungi; Ascomycota; Eurotiomycetes; Eurotiales; Aspergillaceae
Product: sterol desaturase family protein
Exons: 1
Coding region: 1-648 (215 amino acids)
Biological process (GO): lipid biosynthetic process
Molecular function (GO): iron ion binding; oxidoreductase activity
Source: RefSeq, a predicted model, not a curated record